Gracilinanus agilis (Agile Gracile Mouse Opossum) is the source of this 538-nucleotide messenger RNA. Its product is annotated as coiled-coil domain-containing protein 136-like. The transcript has 3 exons. Lineage: Eukaryota; Metazoa; Chordata; Mammalia; Didelphimorphia; Didelphidae. Gene Ontology annotation, cellular component: acrosomal membrane. The annotation marks the transcript as partial. The record is from RefSeq and is a predicted model, not a curated record. Gene Ontology annotation, biological process: acrosome assembly; single fertilization.
GAUUUCCAGUGACCCCUGUAGGGUCCUGUGAAGGAUCUGAGGGCUUCGAGAGGAAGAAAGGCCAGCGCUGGGGGUCCCUGGAGCACUGGGGUCAGACCAUGGAUGGGGAAGUACUGCUCCCAGCUCUGUAUGAGGAGGAAGAAGAAGAGGAAGAGGAAGAGGAAGAGAAAGAGAAAGAGAAAGAGAAAGAGACAGAGACAGAGACAGAGACAGAGACAGAGACAGAGACAGAGACAGAGACAGAGACAGAGGAGCAGGACAGCAAUAUGAAGCCCCUACAGGUAAGCAAGCCUCGGGGGCUGAGCCUCACUGAGACAGAGCUGGAAGAGCUGAGGGCCCAGGUGCUGCAACUGGUGGCUGAGCUAGAAGAGACACGGGAGCUGGCUGGACAGCAUGAAGAUGAUUCACUUGAGCUACAAGGACUCCUGGAGGAUGAGCGUUUGGCCAGUGCCCAGCAGGCAGAGACCUUCACUAAGCAGAUCCAGAAUCUCCAGGGUAAUACAAGGGUUUGAUGUAGGAAGGAAGGAGUAGGGGAAUA